This is a messenger RNA of Labeo rohita (rohu), 2334 nucleotides long. RefSeq names its product opsin 4xb (gene opn4xb). Gene Ontology annotation, cellular component: membrane. Gene Ontology annotation, biological process: G protein-coupled receptor signaling pathway; visual perception. NCBI's taxonomy places the organism in Eukaryota, Metazoa, Chordata, Actinopteri, Cypriniformes, Cyprinidae. The transcript has 9 exons. The coding region runs from base 82 to 1587 and encodes 501 amino acids. The record is from RefSeq and is a predicted model, not a curated record. Gene Ontology annotation, molecular function: G protein-coupled receptor activity.
GACCAUGACUGAGUCAGAGCUCAGGUUAGGUUUGUUUAAGUGCUGUUCUUCAGUGUUUGUUGCUGUAUCUUCAGGUUGGUGAUGGAGCCUCAACGGCAGAUAUACAAAAGACUGGACGUCCCGGAUCAUGUGCAUUACAUCAUCGCCUUCCUCAUCCUCAUCAUCGGCACUUUAGGAGUCACAGGCAAUGCUUUGGUCAUGUUCGCCUUCUACAGUAAUAAGAAGUUGCGGAACCUGCCAAAUUAUUUCAUAGUGAACCUGGCGGUCAGUGAUUUCCUGAUGGCCAUCACACAGUCUCCAAUGUUCUUCAUCAACUGCCUGUUUAAGGAGUGGAUGUUUGGGGAACUGGGAUGUAAAAUAUAUGCAUUCUGUGGCGCACUCUUUGGCAUCACCUCAAUGAUAAACCUGUUGGCCAUCUCUGUCGAUCGAUACUUGGUCAUCACCAAACCGCUGCAGACCAUCCAUUGGAACUCCAAACGCAGAACGUUUCUGGCCAUCCUGUGCAUCUGGCUCUACUCACUGGCCUGGAGUCUGGCACCUCUGAUUGGCUGGAGUUCCUACAUCCCUGAAGGUCUGAUGACAUCCUGCACGUGGGACUACGUCUCGCCGUCUCCCGUCAACAAGAGUUACACCAUGAUGCUGUGCUGUUUCGUCUUCUUCAUCCCCCUGGCCAUCAUCCUCUACUGUUACCUGUUCAUGUUCUUCUCCGUACGAAAAGCCAGCAGAGAUCUAGACCGGCUGAGCUCUCAGAAGUCCAGCUUUCUGAAGCAGCAGUCCAUGAGGAGUGAAUGGAAACUGGCUAAAAUAGCAGCUGUGGUCAUAGUGGUGUACGUGCUGUCCUGGGCUCCCUAUGCGUGCGUCACCCUCAUCGCCUGGGCAGGGCAUGCAAACAUCCUCACGCCCUACUCUAAAACACUGCCGGCGGUCCUCGCCAAAUCAUCGGCCAUCUACAACCCUUUCAUAUAUGCCAUAAUUCACACCAAAUACAGAGCCACAUUAGCUGAGAAGGUCCCAGGUUUGUCCUGCCUGUCUCGCGUUCAGAAGGACUGUCUCACCUCCUCCACCAAUAGCGACGCCUCAGUCCAGGACACCAGCGUCAGCAGACAGUCAUCAGUCUCCAAGAACAAACUCCACACAACCACCGCCAACGACUCCUGCACUAUGGUAAUGGGAGAAGUGGAGCUGGACCUGAUGGAGAACAGACCCAAUGUGUCAAAAGUGUCAUUUAGAGGCUCAUCCAGACAGCGGAUCCUAAAAUGCUCCUCACUGCUGAUAGAGAAGUAUCCGAAACAGAUGAAGGAGUCGUUCAGUCUAUGCGAGCAAGAUCUCGUCUCCGGUUCCCUCGCGAUGGCAACAGCACCGACGGUCGUUUACACUAAGAAGAGCGGGAGUGCCGAUAUGACCUCUGACCUCUCAUUUAAGCCUAAGGACAACUCUGUGACCCGUAGCUCCUCAGACACUCCUACAAUCGUCAUCAGUCCACCGUCAGAGAGAAACACGUCUGGAUCUCACUGUCAGGACUUUAUGUUUGACCUUACAAACUUCCCAGCAGAGCUAUUGGACACUAAUAAGAGAUCUCUCACAUGAACCAACCAGCACUGAUCUGAGACUCUUAAAUAAACUCUGAUUCUAACUAGAUGAUUUCAUGAAGGAAUCAUCGGUGCUUAAUCACAUUAAAGUUUUAGGUAACUUUAGGUUGUAGGCUUUAAUUCAGAGGAGGUCCUUUUUUGUGUAUGAUGAUUAAAAUUGAAAAUGUACGAUUUUUUUUUAAAGAAAUUAUAAAGAUCAUAUAUUUGUAUUUUCCUUUUGUUUUUGCACUUAUGAACCUCAUGGAUCAGGACAGUUUUUAUACUGACAGGUUUUUAAGAAAGUUAUGCUGUGGUGUUUAUAGAUCAGUGUUAUGGGAAAAAAUUUAAUUUAAAAAAUAAAUAAAUAUUUAUAUUAUAUAUAAUUAGUGAUUUCCAAUUUUAUACCCCAAACAAAGAUUAUUGGAGUAUAUUUAACAAGAAAGUAUUACUUUGUAUUUCAAAGUUUAAUUAAAUGUGUGAUUAUUUGCAAUUAUUUGUGCAAUUUACUAGCAAUUCUGAGCUAACAUUGUUAACAUCUGGUGAAGCAAAAACCUUUGUGUUUGUAAGACAAAAUCCAUAAUUCAAAAUAGCCGUUUCAAUAGUGAAAACGUCCAUGAAAAAGCUGUUUGGACUCUCAUUCUGUCGGCACCCAUUCACUGCAGAGCAAGUGAUGUAAUAUGCUGCAUUUCUCCAAAUCUGUUCUUAUAAAAGAAAAAAAAAUUAUCUACAUCUUGGAUGGCCUAAGGGUGAGUACAUUGUUUUUCAU